CAGCAUAUCUGUCAUUCCAGUCUGGGGUAGCAGAUAGGACACCAGCAAGAUGUCCGGAGGAAUCUUUUCCCCCUUGGAUAAUUUGUAUGACCCAGAUAGCGCUAACUGCCAUCCCCUGGUUUGCCACCUAUGCCAUGAGCAAUACGAGAACCCUUGCCUGCUUGAAUGUUAUCACACCUUCUGUGCUAGCUGUCUGCGUGGCAGAGCCCUGGAUAGUCGCCUCACAUGCCCCCUCUGCGGACACCAGUCAAUUGUGAAAGGGAUCAACGCACUCCCACCAGAGGAUCGCUUGCUGAAGUUCCUGGUGGAUAAUUCUGCUGACAGCGAGGAGACAGUUCAGUGUGCCAACUGUGACCUGGAGUGCAAGAAACAGGAUGUGGAUGCAAUGUAUUAUUGCAACACUUGUAGCCAGCCCCUGUGUGGAGACUGCCGGGAAGUUACCCACAAAGCCAGGAUGUUCUCUCGCCACGAGAUCGUCUCCCUGGCCAAACGCACCAAGGAGACACACAAAAAGUGCUCCCUGCAUGAGGAGUUCUACAUUAUGUUCUCUACAGAAAAGAAGUCCAUGCUGUGCAUCAACUGUUUCAGAGACAUGCAAGUGGAGAGCAGAGCACACUGCAUUGAUAUUGAGACAGCGUAUAUACAAGGCUGUGAAAAACUGGACCAGGCCGUCGUAGCAGUGAAGGAGCUGCAGACGUCUGCCCGUGAGGCCAUCAUCCUGCUGAAGGCGAUGAUCAGUGAGGUGAGGGCGAACGUGGACGAAGAGGAGAGCGCCAUCAGCACGCUUUUCAAUGACAUGCAGGAAAAACUGGCAGAAAGAAAGAAGAUUCUUUUGAAAGCUGCUCAGAGUCAGCAUGAGGAGAAGGAGAGGGCUUUCAAAGAGCAGCUGUCCCACCUGGCUGCCCUCCUGCCCACUCUGCAGGUUCACUUGGUCACAUGCUCAGCCUUCCUCAGCUCUGCCAAUAAGUUUGAGUUCCUAGAUAUGGGCUAUCAACUGAUGGAGAGGCUGAAGAAGAUUGUGCAGCUGCCUCACAGACUGAGGCCAGCGCAGAGCAGCAAGAUCAAUACGGAUUACAGGUCCGAAUUCGCUCGCUGCCUGGAAUCGCUGUUGCUGCUGGGUCAGCGCCGCUCCGUGUCCGUCACUGGGACUGUCUCUGGACUGGGUCUGGGCAAUGCUAGCGGCCUACAUCAGUCAUCCCUGUCUGUGCCCUGCCAUUCUCCCUCUGCCAGCGACAUGUCCCUUGGCUCCUCUGUGGUGCGUAAGCCCACCUCCCACCGCUACAUCAGCACCAAGGUCCUGCUGGCUGAGGGCGGGGAGACACCCUUCGCAGAGCAUUGCCGCAACUACGAGAACAGCUACAGGACCCUGCAGACGGAGAUCCAGAAGCUGAAGGAUCAGGUGCAGGAGAUGCACAGGGACCUGACCAAGCACCACUCCCUCAUCAGGACUGACAUCAUGGGCGAGAUCCUGGAGAAAUCCCUGGACAUGGAUGGACAGAUUGCCUCCGAGUACGCCUCAGUAGAGAUGAUGAGGGCCGUGUUUGAGGAGAUUUGGGAAGAGACCUUUCAGAGAGUGGCAAACGAGCAGGAAAUCUAUGAAGCACAGCUCCAUGACCUGCUGCAGCUGAGGCAGGAGAACACCUACCUGACCACCAUCGCCCGGCAGAUCGGGCCCUACAUCCGCUCCAUCGCUAAGGUGAAGGAACGCCUGGAGCCCAGACUGAAGGAGCCCAAGGAGUUGAAAGACGACCGCACAGAGACCAUGCUGAAAAUCUACGAGGACAGCAGCUUGGCCACCGAGACUCAACACAGAAAUGACCUGACUGGUGCCACAGAUGAUAACCGUGACACCAUGCUGGACAACCGCUCUCUUAAUAUCCUGUCUGAGGAGACCCCAGUCAAGAGCAAUGAUUACUAUUGGCUGGGGAAGCAGAAGAAUGCAGCUGAGGUGCCCAAUCGCAAGGAGAUGCGUGAAAACCAAGUGUGAUUGGUGUGUUUGAACACAGCACCACCUGGGGGCACCCAAAAUCACAUGAUCCCUGGAGCAGAAGCUGUGUUCAUCACCAUUAACAAUACGGGGUAAACGUUGAUUACCUUGACUGAUACACUCUGUUGAAUGGAGUCACGGGCCCUGAAUCUGCAGAACGGACUGACUGGAAUACUGACAGUCAAUUGUUCAUUGGGAAGACAAGGAUCAGAGGUCAGAGCAAAUAUGUCUGUAUUC
Molecule: messenger RNA, 2224 nt
Organism: Megalops cyprinoides (Indo-Pacific tarpon)
Lineage: Eukaryota; Metazoa; Chordata; Actinopteri; Elopiformes; Megalopidae
Product: RING finger protein 207-like
Exons: 18
Coding region: 50-1987 (645 amino acids)
Biological process (GO): regulation of heart looping; regulation of cardiac muscle contraction
Cellular component (GO): perinuclear region of cytoplasm
Molecular function (GO): zinc ion binding; transmembrane transporter binding; Hsp70 protein binding
Source: RefSeq, a predicted model, not a curated record